This is a messenger RNA of Meriones unguiculatus (Mongolian gerbil), 2792 nucleotides long. It is a transcript of the gene Ube2l3, whose product is annotated as ubiquitin conjugating enzyme E2 L3. Gene Ontology annotation, biological process: protein polyubiquitination; ubiquitin-dependent protein catabolic process. The coding region runs from base 122 to 586 and encodes 154 amino acids. Gene Ontology annotation, cellular component: nucleus. The record is from RefSeq and is a predicted model, not a curated record. Gene Ontology annotation, molecular function: ubiquitin conjugating enzyme activity. The transcript is spliced from 4 exons. NCBI's taxonomy places the organism in Eukaryota, Metazoa, Chordata, Mammalia, Rodentia, Muridae.
GCGCACUUAUCGCUUCCGCGCUCUUCCCGGCUCGCCCCUCCCCCGCUCCAGGAAGUGAGGGGGUUCUAGCCGCCUGGCCUACCGCGAUGCAUUUUGGGAAAGCAGCAGCACCAGAUCCAAGAUGGCGGCCAGCAGGAGGCUGAUGAAGGAGCUUGAAGAGAUCCGCAAAUGUGGAAUGAAAAACUUCCGUAACAUCCAGGUUGAUGAAGCUAAUUUAUUGACUUGGCAAGGGCUUAUUGUUCCUGACAACCCUCCAUAUGAUAAGGGGGCCUUCAGAAUUGAAAUCAACUUUCCAGCAGAGUAUCCAUUCAAACCACCCAAGAUCACAUUUAAAACAAAGAUCUACCACCCUAACAUCGAUGAGAAGGGGCAGGUCUGUCUGCCAGUAAUUAGUGCUGAAAACUGGAAGCCAGCCACCAAGACUGACCAAGUAAUCCAGUCCCUCAUAGCACUGGUGAACGACCCCCAGCCCGAGCACCCACUCCGGGCUGACCUAGCUGAAGAAUACUCUAAGGACCGUAAAAAAUUCUGUAAGAAUGCUGAAGAGUUUACAAAGAAAUAUGGGGAAAAGCGACCUGUGGACUAAAAUCUGCCAUGAGUGAUUCCAGCAAGUUUGAGCAGAGACCCCGAGCAGUGCAUUCAGAUACCCCGCAAAGCAGGACUCUGUGGAAAAUUGACACGUGCCACCACCUGGCGUCCGCCUGUGGCAGUUACUAACUUUCUACAGUUUUCUUAAUCAAAAGUGGUCUAGGUAAUCUGUAAAGAAGGAUUAAAAAAUUCAGAUGUUCUAGUUCUGCUUGCUUUGUUUUAAAAAUCACUGCUUUAGUCUACUUCAAAAGAAUGACAUUUCUUUUCUUGCCCAAAUUUACUCAAAGUUGCAGUUAGCCCAGAAGGUUAAAAAAAAAACGUUGUGGUUCCCCCCUCUCCCUCUCACAAGCCCUUUAAAACCCCACUUCCACAGACCAAGGCCCCAGUUCCCCCACAAGGGCAGCAGCACCGGCAGCUCUUCUCCUGUGCCACACUGCCUAUGGGUGAUGGCUCAAGUCCUCCUCAUGCCACCUUAGUAAUGUCCUUUUAAAAAUUAUAAAACAGUAUCAACAACCUCCCCCUCAAAAAUAAAUAAAUAAGUCCAUGCAAAGGGAAGCUGCUUUUACAUAUAAUUUUAGCAAAGUGUUUCCACAGAAAUAGACUCAAGAGGCAGAUCCCACAGAGCAUAUCCGUGGUCAGAGUUCCCGUCUCUGUAGGGAACUCUGCAGUACCAGGUUUGUGGUGACCUUGGAGGGAGGGUCUGCCAGCAGAGAAAACCAUGCUCUUGUGUGAUGAGUUCCUCCCCAGAAAGGCUCCUACGGCUGACAGUGAGUAGAUCUCCCUGCAGCUGUGGUAGAAGACUGGCUGCUCAUCACAAGCAAAAGCCAGAAUAUCCUUUUGAAAUUUCAAGCUUCUCCACCACUGAGCUCUGCUAGGAUAUGCCACGGAGCUCCCACUCCUCAGCACAGCAGGCCACCACUGCCUCCCUUGGCAUGGUUUACCCUCGGCAGGAUCAGCCUUGGUAACCUCUGCUUUGUAACCAGCUGCUUCUUCCUCAGAGCAGCUGCUGGUGCAGCCCAGGAACAGGAUGGCCUUUCCCCUCCCUCUGGACUCAAAGCCUUUCCAGAGUCAAGCUCCACUUGAAGCUAACUCAAUAAUAUCCUUUCAAUGUGUUUUAUAUUGUUUUGAUUGCCUUUUUUUGUAGAAAUAAAAUUUGUCCUUAGAAUUUAUCAUCAAAUGAACUUUGUCAAGAUUUGAAUGUUAAUGUCUUUUCAAGGCAAGUGGGAUUGUCCUUGAAGCAGUAGUGACACCCUGAGGAAGCUGAUGGCAUGACUGCCUGUGUUCACCAACUAGUUCUGCUACUAGGGGUCUAGAUCCUGUGGAGAAGAUUGCCUCAAGAAACCUUGCUUUCUGCUUUAACCUUAGUUCUAUAACUUCAGGGCUACCUAGGGCUCACAGACUUGGAAGACAACUCUGGGCUUCGCCUCUAAAAAAGUGAGACAUGUCCUUUCAGGCAGUGUAACAUUAUUUAGUUUUCCAGUUGUUUGGCUCCUGUGGUGCAUAAAUGAACUAUGCUUUAGUUCUAGGUAUGCAUGGGGCAGGUUUCUGGAGACUUCCAUGUGCCCAGGAUGGCCAGAGCACUGGACCUGCGUUUCUACGUCUGUCUCUUCAUUGGCAGAAAAGUGACAAUGGAUUUUAUUUCACUCACAUUCAGACUUGUAAUAAAAUGCCAAAUUCUGUCAGAAUUGUCCAAACCAACCACAAUUUGUUCUUGUUGCUUUUCUGAAUCUAGAGAUAGUUCAGCUGUCUCGUUGCUUAGCUCUCCCUGCCUGUUACACCCCUCACUGCUCUCUGCUCACUACGGGAGGGUACUCUUAGGCCAGCAGCCCCUCUCAGGGACUCUCAGCCCCAGGACUGACAACCAUGGCCUGCCCUGGAAGCACGGGCCUGGCUUUGAGUCAGUGGUGUCCCUCUUUGGGCUUGCACGCCUUGCUCUUCCCAGCCCUGCCCUGGAGCAGGCUUUUGAGCAAGCUGGCAGGCAGCCCUGGCCGCUCCAUACUGCAGUUAGAUCCUCCAGAGAAGGGGAGUUCUGUGGAGCAGCCACCUACCCACCCACCCCUGACCCAAGUUGGCUCAGGAAUACACAUCCCCCUGGUUCCUUGAAGUGCCGGGUCUUGUCCUGCUCUUUCUACAAUGGCAGAGAAUAGGCUUUCUAAGAUGCUGUGACCCCAUUCUGUCCUUAAUAAAAAUGUUCUCAGACACUA